Messenger RNA from Pelobates fuscus (common spadefoot toad), 1152 nucleotides. It is a transcript of the gene ZNRD2, whose product is annotated as zinc ribbon domain containing 2. The record is from RefSeq and is a predicted model, not a curated record. The transcript is spliced from 4 exons. The coding region runs from base 100 to 675 and encodes 191 amino acids. NCBI's taxonomy places the organism in Eukaryota, Metazoa, Chordata, Amphibia, Anura, Pelobatidae.
UUGCUCGGACAGCGGGGGGACCUUUUUCAGUGUAGCACAAUGGAUCCACUUCCGUUUUGCUAGUUUCAGUGCAAUACGGUGUCCGGGUUCCUGGGCAGCAUGGCACUGCAGGGUGGUGGUGAUGAUGAUGACUCCUGGUCUCCUCCAUCUGAAUCAGACUUGAAAAUUCUGAGAGCAAGGCGGGAGCGUCAGGACCGCAUCAGCCGCUUAAUGGGAGAUUACCUACUUAAGGGAUAUAAGAUGCUUGGGGACAGCUGUGAUACUUGUGGGACUAUAUUAUUGCAAGACAGACAGAAAAAAUUGUUGUGUGUUUCUUGCCAAGAACUUGACUCUGACACAGAAAAAGAUAAUCCAGUUCUCAACCCCCAGGCAGCUUUGUCUCAGGUGAGAGAGCAUCAGCUGUCUCUUCAUCCCUGCCAGGUCAACACUCCUGCUGUGGAUUCCCAGGCAGCUUCCAUCACAAGGCCAACUCUCAACAAUAUUUCCUCCAUCUCUGAUUCCAACCCAGUAGCCUCUGAUACCAUUCAGUUUUCUGAGUCUGCUCUCCUGGAAAAGAUGAGAUGGGCAUCUCUUCAGUUACAAGAGACUCCCUCUGUGGAAUACAGUGCUCAGCUGAGUGCCCUCAUUGGCACAUGUGCACAAAGCCUGCGCUCUCUCAGAGACCUACACCAUUGAACAGUGGCAAAAUAUUUAUGCUCUACCAUUAGCUUUAUUUGAUUGGAGUGUCAUGAGUGUUAUAAUGUUGUUACUUAAGUAGACAGAAGUAUAAAACAUAUUCUACCUGAGCCGUUUAAUAUCUUAGUUUAGUUGGUGUCUUCAUGAUUGAUUCUGUGUUUAUUUAACACUUUGUAAUUGUCAUCAUUCAUUAAUCCCUACAUGGAAAGGGAGCGGUUAGAGGGAUUGAAUAUAAAGGUGAAUUUUAAAUAACAACUGUACGGCUUAUAAAAAAAAAUAUAUAAUGUAAAUUGUAGCAAAUUAUACAGUUUAAAAUGUUAUCUGUAGAUGCUGAAUCAACUUGUAUGAAUGUGCUAAACAUAUAACUCAAGCUAGUUAAUUGUCAAGUUCCUCUUCUAGUGAACCCUAAAUGCAAAUUAACAAAUAGAAAACUCUUACUUGGCUUAAAAAAUAUUGAUCAUAAAUAAGAAAUAGAAA